AUACCCUAAAUCGCGAGAAACGACGAGAAGCUUCGAUGAGACCGAAAAAAUCUAUAAAAGGCGUGCGCAUAGAUUUUUUUUCUCAAACUCACAAAAUUUCUCAGCAAAAGAAAGCAAGUCGAAAGAAGGCGAGCCACGCGAGUGGAAAGCAGAAAAAGAGUAGAGUGAAAAGAACAAUUGAUUAAACGCUAUAAACAAUAUUUAUAAUCUGUGGAGAUAAAUAUUAUUACCGAAUUGAGUGGAAAACUAAGAACACAACGAAAGAAGUAGCAGCAACGGUGACAUCCGUUUCGAGUUAAAAAAAAAACAUUCUUUUUAAGCUUAUAACAAAUAUCAGAGAUGGGUAAGGACUUUUACAAAAUUCUUGGCAUCGACAAUAAGGCCAGCGACGAUGAGAUCAAGAAGGCCUAUCGCAAGUUGGCGCUCAAAUACCAUCCGGACAAGAACAAGAGUCCACAGGCCGAGGAACGCUUCAAGGAGAUCGCCGAGGCGUACGAAGUUCUAUCCGACAAGAAAAAGCGUGACAUCUUCGACAAGUAUGGUGAGGAGGGACUGAAGGGCGGCAUGCCCGGCCCAGAUGGUGGAAGUCAGCCUGGCGGCUACAGUUACCAGUUCCACGGCGAUCCGCGAGCAACAUUCGCCCAGUUCUUCGGGUCAUCGGAUCCCUUCGGCGUGUUCUUCGGCGGUGGCGACAACAUGUUCGGAGCCGGCGGCGGAGGUGGCGGUGCCCACAAUGAGAUCUUCAUGAAUAUUGGCGGCGAUGAUAUGUUUGGCGGAGGUUUCGGUGGCAACCCGAUGGCCGGAGCAUUCCGAUCGCAGUCGUUCAACGCGCAGGCACCUAGCCGUAAGCGCCAACAGACACAGGAUCCGCCGAUAGAGCACGACCUGUAUGUGACACUGGAGGAGGUGGACAGGGGUUGUACCAAGAAAAUGAAGAUAUCGCGCAUGGCCUCGACCAACGUUGGAUCCCAAAAGGAGGAGAAAGUGUUGAGCAUCACAGUUAAACCGGGCUGGAAGGCCGGCACCAAGAUAACGUUCCCCCAGGAGGGCGACCGGGCACCGGGAAAGACACCCGCUGACAUAAUCUUCAUCAUCCGGGACAAGCCACACUCGCAGUUCAAGCGCGAGGGAAGCGAUCUGAGGUAUACAGCUCAGGUCAGCCUGAAACAGGCCCUGUGCGGUGCACCUGUCAACGUGCCGACGCUGCAGGGCGAUAGGAUUCAUGUGAACACCGCGAACGAGAUAAUCAAGCCCACCACAACGAGGCGCAUCAGCGGGCGCGGACUGCCUUUCCCGAAAGAACCAUCGCGGCGCGGCGAUCUGAUCGUUGCCUUUGACAUCAAGUUCCCAGACACGCUGCCGCCCAGUCUGCGGAAUCAACUGGCGGAGCUGCUGCCCAACUAAUCAUCCAGAUGUUAGCCUAGCCUAGCGCUUAGUUAAGGCCUAAGUUUAGUUUAGUUAUUUUAUGUACUUUAAGAUGCCUAACCAUUAACCGGAACCAAUGGAGCACGGAGAUAGUGUGCCAAGAGAUAGAACUGCUGUAGAUAUAGCCGAGGAUGCAGACGGUAGAUAAGAUAGGGAAGAGAACACAUAAGCAACAGACGGUAGCCCGUUCUGUUCGAGACUGAUCGACUAUUUACUAUUACACCUAGUACCCCAAUUCCAGAUUUAGCCUACCGCCCGAUUAUGUGGUUGGUAUUUUAAAUCUCCUGAUAUUUAUAUAUCCCAAAGCUGCAAAUAAAAAGGUAUUAUAAAUUGACAGUAA
Molecule: messenger RNA, 1765 nt
Organism: Drosophila ananassae
Lineage: Eukaryota; Metazoa; Arthropoda; Insecta; Diptera; Drosophilidae
Gene: DnaJ-1
Product: dnaJ protein homolog 1
Exons: 2
Coding region: 340-1404 (354 amino acids)
Biological process (GO): negative regulation of transcription by RNA polymerase II
Cellular component (GO): cytosol
Molecular function (GO): protein-folding chaperone binding
Source: RefSeq, a predicted model, not a curated record